Vitrella brassicaformis is the source of this 2403-nucleotide messenger RNA. NCBI's taxonomy places the organism in Eukaryota, Vitrellaceae. The record is from the annotation of a GenBank genome assembly.
UGUGUGUGUGACGCUCGACGUGUCUGUGAGAUGCAGUGGAUCAUCUGCAGUGCUGGCCGGCUCACCAUUUUCAACUCCAAACUGCAAAUGGCAUCGGUUCAAUCCUCCACUUCUCUUUGCGAGCUCUGAGCUUGCCGCGAGAAACGAAUGCUCUGGAGCUUGUAGAGCUUGUUUGGCGCUCACUGCUUUCACUGGAGUGCCCUGCGAUGAGAAGCUUCCACUGAGAGGCCGUACUCACAUCUGAGUCGGUGAGCAUUCAGAUGAGAAGGAUGCUGGAGGGAUGUGACGCAAUGUGUGCCUCUGCCCUCUUGUUUCAGGCGUCUGUGUUUGGCCAGCGCGGCGCCAUGGCGGCUGCAGCCUCAUCUUCAUCUGCUGCCGCAGACUUGUCGCAGCCACAGGUACGAGUAGCCCAUUCAUUCACUCAUUCACUCAUUUGGUUGAUUGGUUGAUUGGUUUCAUCCAUCCAUCCAUCAGAUGCUGCCGUCAUCCCACGAGCGGUACAAGACCGGCACUCGUGUGUGGAUGGUGACAGCCAAUCGGGAGAAGGGCCAACAGGUGUACGUCAAGGCCGACGUCUACCGCACUGAGGAGACCGGCGGACGGACGAGAGUGUCCAUGAGGGAAGUGGAGGGGCGAGAGGACUUCACUGUGGUGGUGCCGCACCAGGCCACGGCAUCGCCGCAUGGCCAUCAGGUAGGCAUUCUGAUGUGCCCAUUGGUCUGGUGGCUGCUGCAAGAUCCACCUUGUGUGUGUGUGUGUCUGUUGUGGUGUGUGCAGAUGCAUGAGGGCUUCACAUUAGUUGAGAGGGCGCCUCGGAAUCAGUCCGACGGCGACACGGUACACACACAGACACACAGACAGCCACAACCACACAGACAGCCACGCACAUAUCUCUCAAUCUGCCGCCUUUACCCUCAGGCCGGCCAGCACGUUGGCCUGUUCGACCUGCCACCGGACGUCGAGCGUGACGUCGUCUUCGCUCUGCUUGGCCCCGAUGGCCUCGCCGGCCUCCGCCGCACCUGCACACUCGGCAGCCAGCGAGUGUCGGAAGCCUAUGUCAAGACGCAGAUCGAUGCACAGCUCGUCGCCAAGGGCCUCAAGAACAUCCUCAGCUAUGACCUGCCAUCCGUCGGUCAUCUGCUGCGGCUCCUGCACAUCAUCCAGCAGAGCGGCGAGUGGGCGGCGACGGUGCCCAUCGUCAGGGUGGCUGUGCAUCAGCGGCGGGGAGGCGGGAAGUUGCCGAUAGAGCUGACCAGUGCUGAUGUGGAGGGGGUGGGCAGCCGGGCGGUGUUUGAGGGGCGGUGUGAGGCGCUGCGGCAGCUCUCACUCAUCCAGCGCCACAUCGGCAUCCCGCUCGAGCGCGACAGCAAUGGCUUGGAGCGGCUGGAUGGGCAUCGGCUGACCAUCCGCCCACUGCUGACGCUGCCGGCCAACCACCCCUUCCGCAAUGGAUACGACGAGGCCAACCCCGUGUGUCAGAGUGAUGGUGAGGGGGGAGGGGGCAGAGCUAUGCGAGAGAGACCAUUGGGUUGUGUGUGCAGGUAUACGUAAUGAGUCUGCGUCAGUUCGCGACGUUGUGUUGGAUAGGUGAGAAAGGGAUGAGCAGAAUGACGCACGAAGACAUUGGCUGCGCCGCUCUGCCAUGAUGUGUCUGAUCAGGAUGGGCUUUGGAGGGUCGAAGGUCACGGACCAUCGUGUCCAGCGGCACGAUCCCACACGCUACAACCGACUGGUCAGCAAGGAACACACGACUGCCUCACCAGCCGCCCACUCACUCAUUGUCAUCUCCCUUUCUCUUCAGCGGCAGCUCGCCACUCAGCCGCCACCCAUCUGGGGCUGCCACACCAUCAGUACCAACCACAUUCGAGCACUAGGAGACUUCAACCGAAUGAUACUGCUGCACGGCGGCCAACCAGACGACACAUUCGAGGCACACAUCUACAUCUACAUCUCCUCCGACACGUCCUCCGACCUGGCCGACGUCUACCUGUACACGACGGAGCGGCCGGUGAUUGGGGUCGGAGCCGCCAGGUUCCCCGAGACAAUGAGGGUGGUGCGUCAGGCGAUGGGAGCCGACGAUAUACAAGUGGCGUUUGGCAGCCAACUGGUCGUAGAGGUAGACUAGAACAACUCAUCUCUCAAAUGCCGACAGUACAGACAGCCUUCCUGUCUGUCUGUCUGUCUGUCUGUCUGCCCACGGCAGCAGAUGGCAGGCAAGCAGGCAGGCAGGUGUGUUCGAGAGACUGACGGAUGGAUAUCUUGGUGGACGGUGUGUGUGCGUGCGUGAUGGGGCGGAGUGGGUCGUGGCGUCCUUCAGUGGGCUGACAGAAUUCAUGUGUGUGGGGGUGUCGUGUCAGUGACGGAUUUUCUAAUACAACGGGAUACAAUGAAGGUUCUCUCCCC